Messenger RNA from Aureobasidium melanogenum CBS 110374, 744 nucleotides. Its product is annotated as pyridoxamine phosphate oxidase family protein. Bases 1 to 744 code for a protein of 247 amino acids. The record is from RefSeq and is a predicted model, not a curated record. The transcript has 2 exons. Lineage: Eukaryota; Fungi; Ascomycota; Dothideomycetes; Dothideales; Saccotheciaceae.
AUGGUGAAAUUCUACAAAUCACUGUCUCCAGACCUCAGCGAUUGGUGCAUGUCCCAACCCCUCUUCUACAUCGCCUCCGCACCCCGCUACGGUGACCACGUCAACAUAUCGCCCAAAGGUCUUCCAUCAACCACUUUUUCCAUACUAGAUUCAAACAAAGCAGCUUACAUUGAUGCUACUGGCUCUGGCGCCGAAACCAUCGCUCACCUGUACGAAAAUGGUCGUUGUACGAUUAUGUUCUGUUCUUUUGAAAAGGUACCCAGGAUUUUGAGAUUGUUUUGUAAGGGUAGGGUGGUGGAGUUUUGGGAUGAGGAGUUUGGAAUGUUGACUAGGCAGAUGGGAAUGGAGGUGCCGGUGGGGGCUAGGGCGGUUAUUGUGUUGGAUAUUUUCAAGGUCCAAACUUCUUGCGGCUAUGGCGUACCGCAACUCUCAGAGACAGAACAAAAAGGUCUCUUGGAUCGCGAAACUCUCGGUCAUUGGGCAGGCAAAACCGUGUCCGACAACAAAAUGGUAGAUUAUCGCGCCAAGAACAAUGCAUACAGUCUAGACGGUCUACCUGGACUUAAAGCAGGCAGAAGAACAAGAGGUGAAAGGCUUUGGAUAGGUGAGACCAAAGCAUACCUAACCAGGCUUUGGCAUCAGAUGGAUGCUUUGGUGAUUGGAUUUGUUCUGGCGUUUGUGGUUAUCGAUCUCUUACAUUUGGCUGGUGUGAGGAUUAAUGGCGUGUUGGCGGAUUGGAGAUGA